Molecule: messenger RNA, 1677 nt
Organism: Aspergillus campestris IBT 28561
Lineage: Eukaryota; Fungi; Ascomycota; Eurotiomycetes; Eurotiales; Aspergillaceae
Exons: 1
Coding region: 1-1677 (558 amino acids)
Source: RefSeq, a predicted model, not a curated record
AUGUGUCAGAUGAUUGUGUUUUGGCAUUCCUGCGGCCAUCUCUAUGCUUCCUACCUACAGUGUCCUUUCAAAGAGCUAGACAGACAUGAGGACAAUUUUGCUACAGCAGCCAAUGUAGAUGUCAAAUGCUGGGCGUGCAAGAUGACUGAAUGCCCCGUGACCAAACAACUGAAGACAACCCUUCUGACCGUCGAGCACCUCGAAAUUAUACUCGGAGAGUCGUCCACUGACCCAGGUUUCCUGGAGUCGGUCAUCGGGUUCUACGCACACGGAGACCAUUCCCGCUACUGGGACCAGCCAGGGCCCCGCAAAGCCGAGUACGUGUUGGACGAUCCCUAUAUGGAGGAUAUGGAAGACGAGGCCUAUCUAGAAGCAGCUGCCCGGACAGGGGAAUUCGCAGGUAACGCGGGAUUCGCCUUUGAUCUGGAGAUCGCGCAGGCUGCUCGAAACGAUCCCCAGAACCACAAUAAUCUCAAUUGGUUUGCGAGAGGCGCUUACUCGACAUACCCUUUCUACUACCAAUUGUCUGAUAAGUCUGUGUUCCAGCCCCCAGGAAAUGUGCCACGCCCCGAGCCCAGGGAUGCCGGCGAGGUCCGACGGCCCCUCACUCUCCCAGAGGAAUCUCUUCACAAGAGACCGGCAUCGAAUCCCAGGUACGGUAAUACGACUACACUUGGUGAAGACAGUCUUCUGGCGUCUGCAUUUCACCCGGAUGAUGGCACCUUGUCUACAGAGAACAGCCCCACGAGCGAGAUACCGCAGCUAAGCAAUAAUACCACAGGCCCCAUCCAGAACGAUCCCGCCUUUGAUGAUUUGAACAACAUGCUGGUUCCCAUGUCAGCAAACGUCAAUAACCCCAUGUCCAAUGGUGUUGAAAGCUCUGCUGAGAAUAACCUCGCAGUUCACUUUCAGGGCAAUGUCGUGGUGCCUACUCAAAGCGACGUCGCUGAUCCCUUAGUUGACCCUGUCACUAGUUUUGUUCCUAACGCCACCACGCCUUCCUUCUCCAACGGAGCUACCAUCCCUUUCCUGGAACGGUUGAUUGACUCUAUGCAGAAUGGCACUGCGAGCCCCACCCAGGGUGAGCUCAUAAGCAUCCAGACGAACGCAGUUGCUCCCAUUCAAGAAAACGAAAAACACAUCAUGGACUACGAGUAUACCCCAAGGACGACCACCAACAGAAUAUUCAGUUACGACACAGAGCUACCAAUAGAGGAAGACAAUGCCAAUGACCUAGCCAUUGACAGCCCUAAAAACGACCCCGAAUUGCCAGACCACGGACAUUCUUCCACUGGGGCACAGAGAGAAGGCGAACACUUCAACAACCAGCAGCCUCAAGACCCCCAGCAGCAUCAAAAUGCAUUUGUAUCUUACCAAGCUUACUACCAAUUCACCCACUCUACACCCACCUCCACAGCAGGGGCUUUUCCCGAGCUGUCCAUGGACUCAACUUCUCCUGAGCUGCCGCCGACCCAGCAUCCCCGUUCCCAGUUUUUUUCUGGGCUUGACGACGUUGGCGACUUCAUGCUAGACAAUGUUUCGAUGGAUGGUAAUCCCCCAUCUAGCGAUACAAUCGAGGAUUGGUCAACUAUCUAUGACCAGGAUAGUGUGGGGGAUGUGAUGCAGGAUGACGACAGAGAAGCCGCGAAUGAAGCUUACUCUCAGACUGAGGAAUGA